This is a messenger RNA of Uncinocarpus reesii 1704, 1392 nucleotides long. RefSeq lists its product as uncharacterized. Bases 1 to 1392 code for a protein of 463 amino acids. The record is from RefSeq and is a predicted model, not a curated record. NCBI's taxonomy places the organism in Eukaryota, Fungi, Ascomycota, Eurotiomycetes, Onygenales, Onygenaceae. The transcript has 2 exons.
AUGUUUUACAACGCAUUGCUUACGGGGAUUGUUGCCCCAUUGUUAUUCCCUGCUGCCAAAGCGAAGCCUGCGGAUCUCACCUAUGCGAGCGGGAUCGUGGUUCCCGCAACUCCGUCCGUGGUGAGCGGUGUCAGUCUGCCUCGCGGUACGGGGCCAUGGACCGGCGUCCCCACGGCCACGGGUGCUUUGACGGGCACCGUACGUGGCACGGCUAUCACACCCAGGCCCGCGCCUCCUGAAGCAACGAGGUAUCCCAGUGACGGCAUGCUCCAUGAUACACAGCCCGCACCAUACAUCCCGGCGGGUGGAUUGGGUACCAACGGCACGGCGCCUGUAUAUAACGUGCGGAGCGACUAUGAUUAUCAGUCUAUUGCGCUGUUGUUGUAUUGCGACUGGCUGCAGCUGGAUAUGCUGGACACCGGCCUUGAUCAGUUCUCCGUGCAGGACUUCACCCAGGCUGGAUUGACCGCGAGAGAUCGUAGCCUAGUCCAAUUCAUGCGGACUGAGGUCCUGGGCCAUAUUACCAUGCUGUCUAACAUCCUUGGCCAGUCAGCUCCCACUAGAUGCAGCUAUCGCCAUCCCUUUAAGACUUUGCCUGAGUUUUUCGAUUUCGCUCAGAAGAUCAGCAAGGUGAUAGAAUCGACAGCCUAUGGAUUUGUGCCGCACCUGGAUGCGCGAGAGACGGCGCAACUGCUCCUCCAGGCCGUCUCCAUGACUGGCCGCCAGCAGCUGCUCUUCCGCCAAUUCGAAGGCUUGUUCCCCAUCCCAGUCUGGUUCCAAACCGCCAUCCCGCAGUCCUGGGCCUGGACGUUGAUCGCGCCCUAUAUCAACUACUGUCCCGGGAACAACCCACGUCUUGUGUGGCAGAACUACCCAGCCCUUGCCGUCAUCAAUCAGCCAAAUCCAUUCUCUUCCAACGCCACCGCCGGGACCAACACGACGUACGGCCCCGGUCUGGGAUCGGCAAACAUGUCAGCCAUCGACCCAGGCGCUUCGUGCCUAAACUCCACCUGUGCCCCGGCAAUCUCAAGCAACCGCACCACGCCCCUCUCGCAGCCGGGCCAAGUUGUGAGACUCUCCUGGGAAAGGCCCGGUAUGCGAGUCGGCCCAAAUAACAGCUACAUUACCACUUCCAUGGCCGGACGGCCCGCAUUCGUUGCGUGGGUGACGCAGCUGAACGUGACAUACUCUCCACUGACGGGCGUCAACUCGACCAAUUCGACGACCGCGCAGACAACGCAGCCAAUGUUCGAUACGUAUGCCGGCGACCCGGGAGUCAACGGGACCAUGUUCCUAGCGGUCACCGAUGCGGAUUUGUAUGUGACGCCGUUCAAUCUGAGCUUGCUGAAUCCGCAUAUCGUGGCUGGGCCCGCGGUGUACCAGGCUGGCUGA